This is a messenger RNA of Tuber aestivum (summer truffle), 1793 nucleotides long. Lineage: Eukaryota; Fungi; Ascomycota; Pezizomycetes; Pezizales; Tuberaceae. The record is from the annotation of a GenBank genome assembly.
UUUUGAUGGACGUCAUGAUCCGCAACCUCUUAGCCCUUCCGGACAGGUCCCACCCGGUAACAGUUGCCUCCUACCGGAACCCGCUCUCAGGCAGGGUAUACUAAUAUGGUGAAAAACCAGCUCCGACACCUACCUCCGCGUCCAAUACCCACUCCUAGAACACACCCAACUCCACCACCUGCUACACUGCAAGUGUGGCCAAGCCCUCAAACUCCGGGAAUGUUUGAGCGGCGCGCAAAGCAACUACUUCCAACUAGUCGACCAAACAACCAUCUGUCUCGUCUCGCUCUGAGGAAUUGUCCCAUAGAUUUGAUCUGUGCCCGGAGAGAACAUGGAAAUGGAGAACCUGGCGCACAGGUCCCUGAGAUUAAGUCUGGAAUAUCAGGGUCAGAGCUCUAUCGGUUUGAUGGAGGUGGCCUCCAAAGUGGAUAAUCCGGGAGUCAUCAAUCCGUCCAGGAGAUUGGGCACUGGGGGAACUAAUUUAGAUGGCGGCGGUAAUGGAAGUGGGGUGGAGAUUGCUGGGGAGGCGUGCUGGUGGAGGCAUUACCAGGCCGUGGAUAUUUCUCCCGGAUAAUUGUUUUUCUGCAACGACAUGAGAGGUGACGGUAUAAAAGAUUACCGGCACGGAAGAAACCUCGAUGAACCAAACAUCAAGCACUCUGCCUGCCCCACAAUCUUCACACAUCAAACAAAAAAAAACAAAAAAGUAAGAAAUGUUUAACACCCAAAACAGCCUGCAUCGCUCUAAUCAGCCCCCACAUAUCCUCGCUGCCCCUAUCCCAUCCCACCCCAUCCCCAACCUAACAAAUUUUUAAAAACCGGAAAGAGAAAAAGAAAAUACAGAACUCAUCCCUCCAUCUCGACACCACCCCCCAAUUGCCCACAUCAUCCCCAUCGACGCUAAAAUGCAACUUCCUGAUGCACACGACGCAGGAUAUCUUCCAGUCCCGCUUACCCCUCAAGUCCAGCGGCGACAGCGACUUUGGUCUUCUAUACAGCAUAGACGAGGAGCUGGCCACGUACGGGUGGUUGACGGAUACGGGUGUUAUCAUUAGUGGUUGUUGUGGAUUUGGAUCUGGCGGUGGCUUGGAGGUUAUGGAUGGGGAGUUGAAGGGGGUGAGCUUUGCUUGUUUGGUGGAGGGGAGUGGAGGAGGAGGUAAUGAAGGGUGGGUGGAAGUAGGUUUUUAGAGCUUUUGCAGAUGGCGUGUAUUCGGCUUGUUUGGGAUCCGUUUUCCAAAUUGGGUCCUGGCGGGGCUGGUGGGUGGAUGGCUACCAAUAAGGCCUUCAUGGAGGAUGUUAGAGGGGUUGGCAAAGGGUGGGUCCUGGAUCCGGGAGCAGGAGGGGCUGUUGUUUGAGUAAGGUUUUCGCGUCGCAAGUGGUGGUAGGCUAUGAGGUUUUCCUCUUUGUUAUAGAUAUCUUUCGUAAAAGCUUUCAGUUCUUAUUCGGGGGCGAGGGGAGGGCGAACGUUAUAUAAGUUGGCUUGAACUAAUGUUUCAAUACCCGAGUACAAUAAUACGGUAAUCACUCCACAGACGACUAAAUUUACUAGGUAUGGAAUUUCAAAGCUUAAGAGUACACAUGACAUGGCCAUCUGAGAGGAUCCACAGCAUAUCAUCGUAUCUAUGAUAGAUCAUUGAGAUAUUCUCAUUGCUGAAUAAAAACAAGUGACCAGCUAACGUACUGCAACGACCGAAAAAUCAAGCAAGGUUGUAUAUUACCAUAGUUUUGUAACAUCUGCCAUCAUGAAUGAUCACUCGCGUCGCAGCCUACGAGGGUCCGUUGCAUGUAUGCUA